Pistacia vera is the source of this 2366-nucleotide messenger RNA. RefSeq names its product proteinaceous RNase P 1, chloroplastic/mitochondrial-like. The record is from RefSeq and is a predicted model, not a curated record. The transcript is spliced from 8 exons. The coding region runs from base 14 to 1993 and encodes 659 amino acids. Gene Ontology annotation, biological process: tRNA 5'-leader removal. Gene Ontology annotation, molecular function: protein binding; ribonuclease P activity. NCBI's taxonomy places the organism in Eukaryota, Viridiplantae, Streptophyta, Magnoliopsida, Sapindales, Anacardiaceae.
GAGAGGGGACGUAAUGGGUGCAAUUCAAUUGUAUGAUAAAGCUCUUAAGGAAGGGAUUAAGUUGGGGCAAUACCAUUAUAAUGUACUUUUGUAUCUUUGCUCCUCUGCCGCUGUUGGUGUUGUUAAACCUGCUAAAAGUGGGAGUGGUAGUCGAACCUUGGAUACAUUAGGCAUGUCUAAUGAAGUUUCAACUGUGAAUUCUAUGGAAUUAGGUGAAUUAAGUGACGGGGACAAUGUAAGUUAUGGGGUUACAGAAUUGAAAAAUUCUGGUCCAAACUAUGAGCAAUCGGUUGAUUCUAGUAGUAGCAGUAGUGCUCUGAGUGAAAAAGAUAGCUUAACCCAGACUUCUAAUUGGCCUCUGAAUCCAAAUUCUCAAUUUUUAGAUGAUGAUCAAUCUCCUGAAAAAGGUAGGAGUAGCGGUAACCAAGAUCAUCAUGAAAUUCGCUUAAGUGAAGAUGCCAAGAAUUAUGCACUCCAGAGGGGAUUUGAGAUCUACGAGAAGAUGUGUCUGGAUAAGGUCCCACUUAAUGAGGCUAGCUUGACAGCGGUGGGAAGAAUGGCAAUGUCGAUGGGUAAUGGUGACAUGGCAUUUGAUGUGGUGAAGAAAAUGAAGCCACUAGGGAUAAAUCCCAGACUGAGGUCUUAUGGUCCUGCCCUUACAGUUUUCUGCAGUAAUGGAAAUGUUGAUAAAGCAUUUGCUGUUGAAAAGCACAUGUUAGAGCAUGGAGUCUAUCCUGAAGAGCCUGAAUUGGAAGCACUCUUGAGAGUAAGUGUAGCAGCUGGUAAAGGUGACAAGGUAUAUUAUUUGUUGCAUAAAUUGAGGACGAGUGUAAGAAAAGUCUCACCCUCUACUGCAGAUAUAAUUGUGCAAUGGUUUGAAAACAAAGAAGCUGCAAGGCUAGGGAAAACAAAAUGGGACAGGAGAUCAUUGAAGGAAACAAUGCAUAGUAAAGGUGGGGGCUGGCAUGGGAAGGGCUGGUUAGGUAAAGGGAAGUGGAAUGUAUCACGUACCGCUAUUAGAGCCGAUGCAGUAUGUGAGUGCUGUGGGGAAAAAUUGGCCAUGAUUGACCUUGAUCCUAUUGAAACCGAGAGUUUUGCUGAAUCAGUUGUAUCCAUUGCUGCUAAGAGAGAGAGAAAUUCAAGCUUCCAAAAAUUUCAAAAAUGGCUUGACUACUAUGGACCUUUUGAAGCAGUGGUGGAUGCUGCAAAUGUCGGUCUUUUCAGCCAGAGGAAAUUCAAACCAUCAAGGGUCAAUGCCAUUGUUAAUGGGAUACGCCAGAUGAUUCCUUCAAAGAAAUGGCCACUCAUUGUUUUGCAUAACAAGCGCAUCACCGGACCCAAGAUGGAUCAACCAGUAAAUAGAGCAUUGAUUGAGAAGUGGAAAAAUGCUGAUGCACUCUAUGCAACACCAACUGGAUCCAAUGAUGAUUGGUACUGGUUGUAUGCAGCUAUAAAGUUUAAAUGCUUAAUUGUGACCAAUGAUGAGAUGAGAGAUCAUACAUUUCAGCUUCUAGGAAAUGAUUUCUUCCCCAAAUGGAAAGAAAGACAUCAAGUGCGUUUUAGUUUUUCUGAAACUGGUCCAGAGUUCUACAUGCCUCCUUCAUAUUCUGUUGUAAUCCAGGAAUCGGAGAAUGGCAGCUGGCAUAUUCCAAUUGCAUCAGAACAUGAUUACGAAGCAGAAAGAAUGUGGUUAUGCAUUACACGUGCGAACUUAUAUCUAACCAGGCAAAGUUUGGCUACACGCUCCAAAGAUUUGCAGCCUUAUGACCCUAAAAAACAAGAAGCAAGGUCAACAACUCCAAAAGAAGUAAAGACAAAGUCACAUUUAUCAAAUGAUAGAACCUCUGGUAAUACAGAAAAGCCAACUCAAAAUGUAUACGAAAGUCUCAGAAAUAUUCUUUCAGUAUCCACGCUAUCAAAUCAUCGGACAAUUCUAUCAAAAAUUGAGGCUGCAGAGAAACUUGGUGAAUGUGUAAUUGAUUUUCAGAUAUGAAGUAAAGGUGGAAUCCCUGUAGCUUUGAAGACCGUGUUCUACACUGCUACCAUGUUGUUGAAUUAUAUGUCUCUCCAUUAUCUUUUUUCUGCCAGGUAAAAGAGCCAUGUUUUUACAAAAACAAAUACAGAAAAUUCAUGCUUCACUUUUUACCUCUUUUUCACUGAAAAGACUUUUAGGGAAGUGAGCCAAAACAAUUAUUUUUAUUUCAACUGUUGGAAGCUUUCUCUCAUAUUCACGCACAAAUAAUAACAAAAGGGCGUAAUUUUAAAAAGGGUCCCCUGGGAAAUGAGUUUUAGGCUUUUUGAUUACAUGCAAUUGCUCUACAAAUAGCCCUUUUUGAGAAGAUUGAUUGCAACCAUUGUGCUUUCUA